Messenger RNA from Eucalyptus grandis, 2025 nucleotides. Its product is annotated as putative wall-associated receptor kinase-like 16. Gene Ontology annotation, cellular component: plasma membrane. Bases 1 to 2025 code for a protein of 674 amino acids. NCBI's taxonomy places the organism in Eukaryota, Viridiplantae, Streptophyta, Magnoliopsida, Myrtales, Myrtaceae. Gene Ontology annotation, biological process: protein phosphorylation; cell surface receptor signaling pathway. The record is from RefSeq and is a predicted model, not a curated record. The transcript has 4 exons. Gene Ontology annotation, molecular function: calcium ion binding; protein serine/threonine kinase activity; ATP binding.
AUGGCCAUCCAUAAGCUCCUUUUGAAGGUUGUCGUGCUUGGGGCUUUAUUGAGUUCAUACCACAAUCGCAUAACAGAAGCUACUAAUUCAAUGAUGAAGCACGGAUGCCGACGUGCUUGUGGAACUCUCUCAAUUCCUUAUCCCUUUGGAACGAGGGAUAGCAAUUCCGAUUGCCGCAUCGAUCACCCAUCUUUUACCAUCGAAUGUGACAAUUCUACUAACCCUCCUGUACCUUACAUGGAUAAAAGAACUAGUGACCUUGAAAUAUUAGACAUUUCUAUCGAAGACCAUGAGAUGCAAGUAAAUGUUUCAUCCGUUCGAGAAUGCUAUAACUCUUCCGGGCACAAUGGGACUUCGAGCGUAUAUACGGGGCUCUCGGUAGCUGAUUUCCCCAUAUCCAACACCAAGAACAAGUUCAUUGCCAUCGGUUGCGACACAUUGGCCACAUUCCAGGACCCUGAGGAGAAGUUCUCUUUCAGUUCUCGACUGGGCAAUAGGGAAUCAACAUGUGAGGAUGCCAAGAAGAACAGUGCUAGUUACAAGUGCACCAACAACACCAUUUGCACCGAUGCUGAAAAUGGAUCCGGAUACAAGUGCACUUGUAAAGGAGGUUACCGAGGUAAUCCUUACCUUGUGAAUGGUUGUCAAGAUAUUAAUGAAUGUGCUGAUCCAGAGAAGAACCCGUGCGACGGAAUUUGCCAUAACACCGAGGGAAGUUAUACAUGCUCAUGCCCAAAGGGUUACCGUGGUGAUGGCAAGAAGGGUGGAGAUGGAUCCAGAUGCAUUGCUAAUCCUAAAUCAUCACAUUUGGUGAUCAUUUUGGUCGGUCUUGGUGUGGGCAUAAUAGUGUUGUUAUUCAGCGCAAGCUUUCUGUAUUUAGGACUUAAGAAAAGGAAACUCAUUAGGCUCAAAGAACAAUACUUCAAGCAAAAUGGUGGCUUGCUUUUGCAGCAACAAUUACACGAACACGAUAGAACCACAAAUGCCGCAAAAAUCUUCAAUGCUGAGGAGCUAGAGGUGGCCACCAACCAUUAUGAUGACAGCAGAAUAGUCGGCCGAGGAGGAUAUGGCACCGUUUACAAAGGGAUCUUGCCUAAUAGCACUAUAGUUGCGAUUAAGAAGUCCAAGCUGGUGGAUGAGAACCAAAUCAAGCAAUUCAUUAAUGAGGUCAUAGUGCUUUCCCAGAUCAAUCAUCGAAAUGUGGUCAACUUAUUGGGGUGUUGUUUGGAAACAGAAGUGCCUCUGUUAGUGUACGAGUUCGUGAACAAUGGGACUCUCUUCGAACAUAUCCACAACCUGAACAAGUCCUCCAAGAUGUCCUGGGAGACCCGGUUGAGAAUUGCCUCGGAAACUGCAGGAGUCCUAUCAUAUUUGCACUCUGCAGCUUCCAUUCCUAUAAUCCAUCAAGACGUCAAGUCGACGAAUAUCCUCUUGGAUGCUAAUUACACUGCGAAAGUCUCUGACUUCGGAGCUUCGCAAUUAGUCCUGCUUGAUCAAGCUGAAUUGUCUACAAUGGUUCAAGGAACAUUUGGAUACUUGGACCCCGAACACCUGCACACUAGUCAAUUGACGGAAAAAAGCGAUGUUUAUAGCUUUGGCAUUGUGCUAGUCGAGUUGUUGACAGGGAAGAAGGCGCUCUCUUUCGAUCGACCUGAAGAAGAGGGGAGCUUGGCCAUGUACUUUCUUUUGGCGUUGAAAGAAGAUCGGUUGUUUCAGAUUGUUGAGGAGCUCAUUGCAGAAGACAAUGAGCAAGUGAAAGGGGUUGCCGAUCUUGCAAAGAGGUGCUUGAAAUUAAAGGGAGAUGAGAGGCUAACCAUGAAGGAAGUGGCAAAUGAAUUGGAUGGAAUAAGGGCAAUGGCUAACCACCUGUGGGUUAAUAUCGAUUUGAAUUCAGAAGAGACGGUUCAUUUGCUCGGAGAGAUGACCGACUCCAUUGUUUAUGCAGAGAGUAGUAACACCACGAACACCGGCUAUACUGAUAGCAUGAAAAACCAUGUCAUGCCACCGGUUAAUAGUGGCAGAUGA